This is a messenger RNA of Colletotrichum scovillei, 2254 nucleotides long. Its product is annotated as essential for mitotic growth 1. The record is from RefSeq and is a predicted model, not a curated record. Gene Ontology annotation, cellular component: nucleolus; small-subunit processome. NCBI's taxonomy places the organism in Eukaryota, Fungi, Ascomycota, Sordariomycetes, Glomerellales, Glomerellaceae. Gene Ontology annotation, molecular function: rRNA binding; rRNA (pseudouridine) methyltransferase activity. Bases 352 to 1137 code for a protein of 261 amino acids. Gene Ontology annotation, biological process: rRNA base methylation. The transcript is spliced from 3 exons.
AUCCUCCCUCAGAUUUGGACCCUCGCUUGUCGGAAAAUUCAAAACCAACAUUCCUCCCUCUCGACUCGCGCUCACUACUUUACCAUUUACUUCACCCUCACGCAGUCCCUCUCCUCACCUCUGUGACCAGAUCUAUUUCAUAUCUGUUCACUCAAGUAUUCUUCAUUUUAUUCUUCUUCACUACUUUCUCACUUUAUUGUUUGCAGUGUGCAACAGCGCACCUGCUGUACGCACCUUCCUGUCUGUGUAACGAGACAAGAAGAGAAAACAGAAGAAGAAGCCGGAAAAAACCUGCACCAAAUCUUACCACCCGAUCGUCGAAUUUCCCCCUCCAAAAAAAAAAAAGUCAACAUGUCUUCCCCAGAGGCCCGUGCUGGCGUCAAGCGACCUCGCACCCAGUCGCUUCCCCCUCCGGCUCUCCCUCAGCUGGUCGCUGAGCAGCACACCGCAAUCCCUCCUACCGACAAGGAUUCUCAGCGCCUCAUUGUCGUUCUCUCCAACGCCAGUCUCGAGACCUACAAGGCUUCACAUGGCGGCACCGGCCGCAACGGCGUCCAACGUGAGGAGAAGUACUCGCUACUCAACAGCGAUGAGCAUAUUGGAGUUAUGCGCAAGAUGAACCGCGACAUUAGUGACGCGCGCCCGGAUAUCACACAUCAGUGCCUCCUGACCCUGCUCGACUCCCCCAUCAACAAGGCCGGCAAGCUUCAGAUCUACAUUCAUACCGCCAAGGGUGUCUUGAUCGAGGUCUCGCCGUCUGUUCGCAUCCCGCGUACAUUCAAGCGCUUUGCCGGUCUGAUGGUUCAGCUGCUGCAUCGCCUGUCCAUCCGCUCAACCAACUCGCAGGAGAAGCUGCUUCGUGUAAUCCAGAAUCCCAUCACCGAUCACCUUCCGCCCAACUGCCGCAAGGUGACGCUCAGUUUCGAGGCCCCUCUGGUACACGUCAGGGACUACAUCGACACGCUCGCCCCCAAGGAGAGUGUUUGCGUCUUCGUUGGUGCCAUGGCAAAGGGUGCCGAUACCUUUGCUGAUGGCCUCGUCGACGAGAAGAUCUCCAUUAGCAACUACAGCUUGUCCGCCAGUGUUGCUUGCAGCAAGUUUUGCCAUGCUGCUGAGGAUUCCUGGGACAUUCAGUAGUCGAAACCCGGCAUCUACUCAGUCGUUUGUGUUGCGGGGACACGAACCCAGGCAGCAGCGACGGCGAAUCAGAGCGGCAAUGUAAGUGGUGGCCCCCAGGCGCCUGGAGGUGCGAAAUGCGCUCCAGAGCGACAAAUUGAAAGUCGAGGGGUUGCGCUUACGGAACCACGAUACAACAUCAUGGUGUCAACGCGCGACCUCGGAAACUUGGGUUACCUGUGCCAUCGCUGUCGCUGUUUUUGCAACCAAAACCGGGGCGCGUUCGACAACGGGUCCAAGGCGCUUUCUUCGCCUUGACAGUUCAACUUCAACCUAGGUUGUGGUUUCUUUUUGUUUGCCCGUUAUUCAGAAUCUAUAGGGGUGGCGGCCUUGGCUAUUGUUAGAGUAGUAUCUUCGUGCUUUCGGCAAGUGCCGGGACAAAUGGGCCACCCUUUGGUUUUCACAUGAAAAAAGGUCGAUUGCGACCAAACGCUCAGCGGUGUCGCUGGGGAGCAUACAAAAAAAAAAGGAAAAUAAGGACGACGUUUCAAGGACUAAUGGUGUAUAGCUGGAUACUAUCGGCUACGCGGAUAGGUGUUGCAAGGCUUCGUACUUGGAGGCCAUUUAGAAAGACAAUGUAUCUACCGUGUUUGACGGGUUAAUAAACCAAGAUGCAAUGUACUAUGAAUCUGAGGCAAAUGCUUGUGUGCCUCUGAAUGUGCAGCGGUACGAUGCCGCAUGUCUCUGUCUAGCUUUCUUAGCUAGGUUUUGAAGGCAUCCUAGACGAAAAGGAAAGACGAAAGAGAGUCGCAUAGACUCAUGGGUUGCCAAGAAGGUGCUGGACUGAUGAGCAUAGAUAGGUGCGGUUGAAUGAAAGAUGAAGAAACCGUGUCGGGCAACCGUUGAGGUUGUGAUUUAGCAUGUCAUUGAUGCCUGAGUGGACUACGGCAUGGAAGGUAAGAUGCAGUGUUUGUUGGUCACCUCAGUCUGCUCGGGGACGAAGAGGGACGCGACAAUAGUGAGGCUCGUUCGCCUUACCAUGCGUGGAACUGCCCCGCGUGUGCAUGUGAGGGAGUCAGACUCGGCUGGUGUGUACACCGCAUUACCACUUGACCGUUUGAAUGUGAUAGAAUCGACG